This is a messenger RNA of Apis mellifera (honey bee), 8232 nucleotides long. RefSeq lists its product as uncharacterized. Gene Ontology annotation, molecular function: 3',5'-cyclic-GMP phosphodiesterase activity. The record is from RefSeq and is a predicted model, not a curated record. Gene Ontology annotation, biological process: cGMP catabolic process. Lineage: Eukaryota; Metazoa; Arthropoda; Insecta; Hymenoptera; Apidae.
AUGUGCCACCACGCUCGUCUCGUUUCGUACGGAGCCGCGUCGUGUGAGCCAGGAGCAAACCAGCCGCAACAACUGUCGCUCGCCAAACCUCUCGCGCGUACAAUCGUGCAAGCGGACGAGCGAAGCGGAGAAGAACUCUUUAGGAACGCAGCAGAGGCUGGACCUCUGGACAUCGUGAAGCUUUGCAAAGAGGACAAACUGUUGAACAUUUCGACUAAUUUGCCGGCGAACACACCCGAUUCUCCCUAUGUCCUUCAGAUCGUCGGAGCUCAUCCGGCCUCGUCGGGGGUGAUCGAGGCGGAAGUGCUGUGGGCCCUCGAGAGGCGUGUGGCGGCCUUGGAACGGCAACUUAGGGAGCAUCAAGAAGCUCUGUACGCAUCGCCUUCGUUCGCUCUUCGCGAACUGAAGCGGCAGGUCGACAGUUUCAAGAACAAGUUGGAGCACAACGACCAACUCAGUUGGCUGAGUUUCUACAAACAGCUUCCAGAGCCCCUCUACGCGGAUUCCUGCCGCAGAUUGCAGUAUCGGCGGAAGAGCGACAGCAUGAAGCGGAAGGUGCGAGAAAAGUUCCUCAAUAUUUGCGACGUGUCGAUAUCGUCGAGCGUUCGGGAGUGGCUACGUUCACCGGCUUUCGAUGCCCGGCAGUGGGAGGACGAAGAGCUUCUUCUUAUGCUGCAAACCAUGUUCGUCGAGCUGGACCUACCUCAAAAGUUUAACAUUCCUUUACCAAUCCUGAGGAACUUCCUCUACGAAGUUUACAACAACUAUAACGAAGUGCCGUUUCAUAACUUCAGGCAUUGUUUCUGCGUGGCGCAAAUGAUGUACGCGAUAUCUUGGGCGGUGGAUCUGCCGUCACGAAUCGGUGAUCUGGAGGUUUUUAUAUUGAUCGUCUCCUGCAUCUGCCACGACCUGGAUCAUCCGGGAUACAACAACAUUUAUCAAAUAAACGCCCGCACCGAGUUGGCGCUCCGUUACAACGAUAUUUCGCCGCUGGAGAACCAUCAUUGCUCCGUCGCGUUUCGCGUUCUCGAAGCACCGGAAUGCAACAUAUUGGCGUCGUUGGACAACCCUACGUACCGGGUGGUGCGCGAGGGGAUCAUCAGGUGUAUUCUUGCCACGGACAUGGCCAGACACAACGAGAUUCUCGGCCAGUUCACCGACAUUAUCCCGGAGUUCGAUUAUUCGAGCAAGGCUCAUAUCAAUCUCUUAUCGAUGAUUCUCAUCAAAGUGGCGGACAUCAGCAACGAGGCCCGGCCUAUGGAAGUCGCGGAACCGUGGUUGGACAGGCUGCUCCAGGAAUUCUUCAAGCAGAGCGACGCCGAGAAGCUGGAAGGACUGCCGGUCACGCCGUUCAUGGACCGCGACAAAGUGACCAAACCCUCGUCCCAAGUCAGCUUCAUCGGUCUCGUCUUGCUCCCUCUUUUCGAGGCCCUGGGGGAACUGUUCCCGGAACUGCAGGGCCUGAUAGUGCAGCCGGUGAGGGAGGCGUUGGAGUAUUAUCGCAGGUUGAACGAGGCGGCGAAGGACGAGCGGCAUCAUCGAAAGAGCGUGGCGGAUGUCGGGGAAUCGACGUCGGCGAGCACGGCGGGGAGCGUUGGAGGCGGCGGGGGCGGUGGUGGCGGCGGGGGCGGCGGCGGGUCGUCGAGCGUGGUUAAGUCGAGCUCGUCGCACAGCAUGCGGUCGAAACGGUCGGCGGGGACGAUUCGGUCGCGGUCGCGCUCCACGGACGAGGACGUGACGGAGAACUUGACGGGGGAGGACGCGGAGAACGUGGAGAGCUCGGACCCGGAAACGGCGACCGAGGUGGAGGUGAGCGAGAAAACGUUGAAGUUCAAGAUCUCGACGGAGGGGACGCUGUCCGGGGCUGGAACAGGUAGGAAAAGCUACCCGGGUAGCCGGAAGGGUAGCCGUGAGAAAUCGUCACUGGAUUAUCAUAAUCACGACCUGGCCAGGGCUGUGAGGGAGCACGAAAGAAAACGAGGAGGCGGAGGUAAGGGGGAGAGCCUCGGCAGCGACCUGAGCUCGCCUGCGAGCGGUUGGUCCGCGGAGGAAACGAGGAUCUUGGAGGAGUUGGAGAGGGCGGACGAGGGCGUUGGACGGGAGUUGGACGCGAGGUCGAGGGAGCGAAGGGCGACGACGAUGGUGGAGGGUAACGGGAACGUGGUGGUGGAGGUGGAGGAGCGGAGGAACAGCUCGAGGAGGGCGGGAGAAGGCGAGGAGGAGAAGGCGAGGAGCGAUGGCUCGAAGGAGGUUCGGAGGAAGUCGGUGGUCGGGUCGCGGUGCUGCUGCGAGGACAAGACCGGUUCCAACAAUCACAAGUCCAUCUUCUCGAGAUUGAGAAACUUCACGGAUCGGUUGAGCAUCAGCUUCGACUCGAAGGAUCCGCCCACGCCCAAGCCGGCCAAACACGCCGCGACGACGAACAAAACGUUGAACAAGAGCAACUCGAUAGCCGCGACCUCGUCCCAGUCCGCCCAGUGCAACAACUCAACGUCGGCGACGGUUUGCAAGCGGUGCAAUCUGGCCAAGAGCUCGUCGAAGGAGAGCAAAGGUGGCGGCGUGGCGACGGUGGUGGAGUUGUCCCCGAUGGAGAAACGGGCUAUGACGUUGCCGAAGGUGAGAAAGUCGGCCGAUUGCAAGAACAAAAGUUGGAGGACGGUGUUCGCCAAGGAGAAGCGAUCCUCCGCCUCGUUGGAGGCUUUGCCCGCCGCCAUUUCGGACACGUCUUUGUCGAAACAUCGGCGGAAUUCCUCGAAUCCGGAGGGCAAGUCGCACAGCUUGAGAACGGUGAAGGAUCAGAAGAGUUUGGACAUGGAGUUCGCGGAGAUCGACGUGCGCACGAAGAAGCAGCAGCACCACAAUCGCCACCACAAUCGCCACCACCACCACCACCACCACCACCUCCACCAUCACCACCAUCAACCGGAGAUAAUCGUGAAGGGGGUCGAGUACGGGUCGAGAGAGGUCGUGGAACGGGAGGACGUGGAGAGCAAGGUGGAGAUCAGAAGAAGCUCGGCGAGCAUGGAGGAUAUAUCGAAGAUGGCGAAGCAGGCUGAGAGCGCGAUGCUCGGUUCGUUGGAGCCAAAGAAAGCGAGCGAGGAGCGGCCCCACGCGGGUAGCUUGGACUCGAUGCUGUACAAGGAUUCUUUGAAAUCUGGAAAGAAGGCCGCGUGCUCCUCGCCGACCACCGCGUCGAAAAAAUCUUCCCCCGGCCUGUUGUCGCGGUUCAAGUCCGGGAUGAGCAUGGACAGCACGAGGAGCAACAGCAACAGCGACUCGUUGCACGAUCAAAGCUCGCAAUCGCCGAGCGGUUGGAUCUCCUCGUUGACGGCGAGCUUUCGGCCCAAGAGGCAGCAGGUGGCCUCGGAACCGCCACCCUUCUCCUCCUCCCAUCCCCCGCGUUCGCCCAGCCGAGAGGAGAUCAAGUGAUACGGUCUACGGCUGGUCGAGGACUCUUCCGAGAAACAAUUGUCGGGCCUGCACAGGUGGCUGGCCGAGAAUAUCUUCUGCUGUAGCGGUUAAAACGUUCGCCAUUUAUUCGCGGGCUCGAGGGAACGAGCCAAGUCUCCGUCCCGAACAGUCGGGAGGAGACGGAGCCAAAGAUCGUCGACGAAUCGCUGAAAUUGAGAAGAAGAUGCGGGGGAGGAGACGCAACGAGCGCAUUGGAAACGCGGAAGGGGAUGCACGGAACGUGUCGAGGAUCGAAAUGAUCCGCGUCUCUCCCUCGAGUUGGCUCGAUUAUUAUUUCGACUCGAUCUCAAGCGUCGGACUCAUUUAUCGAGAGCUAAACGGAGACAUCCUUUUUCUCUCCAUCGAUUCUCGGCCAACGAUUAGGAAAACCUCCUCUGCGUGACGAUCUUCUGCGUCCGAUCUGGAUUCUGCGUCUCGGUGUAGGAAGAGUCGACGGAAUUUUUCGCGUGGAACUCGAGCGAUUAGAUAAUAAAUCGGGCAAAUACCGGAUCGGAUCGCGGAGACAAAGAGGAACGUUCGCACAAACGAUCUGACUGUAUCCCGUCGCGUCACGGAUCAUUCGGGAUGAUUACGAUCGGAGAGAAAGGAAGAUAGGAUAAGGGUUGUGCGAGGAUCGAAGCGCGAUUUAAAGGGAAAAAAAUAGUACGUCUUAUAGUACGUCUGCGUAUAGUAAGUCGAUUAGCUGUUUCCAAAUGUAGCCAGAGAAUGUGUGAGUGUAAUUAAUUCGUUCGUAUCGAAGCCAAACUGUCGAACAGCUGGCCAAUACCAAAUAUAUGUAUAUUGCUCCUAAUUAUCGAUCUCCGUUCCGAGAGCAACAGUUGAAUGAAAGAGCGGGAGAGAGCGAGUGGAGAGACUGUGAAUAGGAGUGAAAGAGAGGGAGAGAAAGGUAGAAAAGAAAAUAUCGCGUAACGAUGAAAUAUAAUAAUUUGUCGAGAUCGAGCGGUUCGUACUGGCAUAGAGAUUGAAAACGAAAAAAUGAUAUCGAAAAAAGAAAAAAAGAAUCGAAGCGAGGAAGAAACGAAAAUGGACGGCCUGAAAGAAGAAAAAGAAGAAGAGGAGGAAGAAAAAGGCGCACUAUAUAAACUAUUUUAUUUAUUGUCCAAUUAAAAAAAGGAUAAUGAGCCUAAUGAGUAAUCAUUAAUGUUGUUCGUUAUUAUAUAUAUAUAUAUAUAUAUAUAUACAUACAUAAAAUAUAUGCAAAAUAACGCAAUGUAUACAAAGACGUGAAAAGAAAGAUAUGCGAUUCCCAUCGAAACGAGAACAUAACGUAUAUAUAUAUUAUAAAAAGAUAUUAUAUAAAGAAAAGAAUCUCUCUCUCGUACGAAAAAGUGGAUCUACUGUAACGAAAAAAGAAUUCGACAGAUUAUAGAUACAGAUAGUGAAAUGAAAAGAUUCAAGAUUCAAGUGUCGCGUUGAAUUAGAAUUAAAAAUUUAUCCCCCGUUUGAAAAACUCCCUCUGUCACAGGGGAAAAAAAUAAGAAGAAAAGAAAGCAGAAAGAGAAAGAGAGAGAGAGAGAGAGAGGAAAAAGAAAAUAAUUUCGUGUUUAUCUCGAACGUCGCGGGGAAAGAGACGAAAUCAAUCGGUUUCCAAUUAUUUCGAGGAAUAUCAUUCGCACGAAAAAAACGAUUUUGUUGAUCUGUCAAAAAUUUAGAUGAAUGUUAAAUAAAUGUUGUUUCCUCGUUGAAAAAAAAAAAAAUGUCUUCCUAUGAUUUAAAAAAAAUGUUAUAUAUACACUCUCGUGGAAAAGUUGUUGUAAAAUCGGUGGAAUCUUUUGGAUCUAUAACGAUUAUUUUAAUUCUUUUAUCAGUAAUAGUCGACGAAUAUUUACUCUAUUUAUUUUUUAUAGCUAUCACGUUACUCUCAUCUUAUCGCUAAAUUUAUACAACGGAUCGACAAAAAGUACACUCUUUGGUCUAUUUUCGAACGCGUUUAGAACGAGGAUGAAAAAAAAGCGAAAUAAAGGGGACAAGAUCGGCUGAAAUGAAUGGAUAAACGUUUAAAGGAAAAAAAAAAAAGAGAAAAACCCUCGUGAUGCACGCGUUUUCACGUUUGCUCGACGCAAAGAUUAUUUUUCCGCGUCUAAACGACGUCUCGCUUCUUCAUUUUUUUUUAGAUGUUUAUAUUUUUAUACUCCACCAGCGAUGUGUCUCUACGGCGAUGAAGAACCGCAUGUAUUGUUGAAGUCUAGUCUUACGUUAUUGUCUUCAUCUCCCCCUCCCCUCUCCUCCCCUCCCCUCCCGCCCCUCAAAAGAAGAAGAAAAAAAUAAGGGAAAAAAAAAAACUGAUCUUUUUUGAAAGAGGAAACAUCCUUCUACAACAUUUUUCUACAACGUAGAAUCGUAGAAACAACAGGAAGAUAUGAAUCCACCUGUAUAUCCACCCGAUCUUCCGUAUUCGACGCAAAUGCUCGUUCGAAAUUCUUCCCUAACCGAAGAAGCCGCGAGAAGAGAUUCGUUCGAUUUCGAAGGAAUCAUUUGAUUUACAAUUAAACGUAACGAUCGAAAAUUCGUCGAUUCGUCGAUUUGUUAAAUCUCUUCCCACGGCGGUCAAGAAACCCGCGCGAAUCUAUCGUCGAUCCAUCGUCAAUCUUCCAUUUCGUCGUGGAGAAAUAGCUCGUCGUUGCUCCACGUAGGCAAAUACAGGGACAGAGGAUAUAUAGAGACACGAGUGUGUUCGUUUGCCAACGUUGAAUCAAUUCAACGUUGCGUGCCAGGCUAUAAUGUAAAUUAUUAAUCGAACUUUCAGUGAUACGGGGCAAAAAAAGUAUUUGAUCUUGAACAACAACCGAUAACAAACGAAUCCGCAAAUCUACACCGAGAGAGCUACGUCGAUCGAUUUCGAUUCGUUUGAUAAUCAACGACUGAUAGAAAAAAAAAAAAGAAAGAAAUCAAAUGCUUUUUUCGUUCUAUCACUCGCUAUCUGUGCCUGACCUUUGUCAAUAUUUAUUUGUCUCUUCCUAGACAUAUAUAAAUCGUAUACUGUACGCAUAUCGGUAUAAUCGGAUUUUUCCUAAGAGAAACUCUCGGACCACCCCGUGUCGACAAUCGAAUUAUACCUCCUCGUCGUUGAAUCGUCCAAGUGUUACGCGGUCUAUAACUUUCGAGAAUUAUUAAAAAACGCGGUCAGCCGAAUUUUAAUAAUCUUUUUAAUCAGAGAUGUUGAGGAGGAGCGAAGAUGGAACGAAACUCGAUGAUGAUCACGGUCGGCAGACAGGACGAUGACGAUGAUUCCCACUCGUCGAUUGAUCGUUCAAUCGUAGAAGUGGCGAGGUAGCGCAUCCCUCGUAUCCCAAUUAUUCUCGUCAAUUACCGUAAUCGAUCGUACGUUUUCUCCUGGCGGUGGAAAGAAGGGACGGAUGGUAGAGUGUCGUCGGAAAUUGUGAACGAAACUAGGCCAUAGCGUGUAAUUUUCUGGGAUAAGCCGGGAGAAUAGCCGCAAUCUUGGCGCAAUUCUCGUUUCCAUUCCCCACCAUCCUCGCAGCGAGAAGUGCAGCGUUAAUUAGCGUAAUAAGGAAUCCAACGUUCCUUGCGAUAAUAUUGUGAAUCGAAUCGCGCCCGGAUCAUUUCGCCUCGAUCCUUGUCGUCGGAUCCUUCGUUCGUUCGUUCGUUCGUUCGUUGAGAAGAAAAAAAAUUGGGAGAAAUUGGCGGGGAUGUCGGUCAAACGAGUCGAACGUACGGUUGAAGUGUACGCGCGUUUGCUCCGAUUUCGAGAGAGGAGGUAGAGGAGAAGAAACGGGGCCAAAAUUUAGAGAUUCGAAUUAUCGAUCGAACUGAACGUUUCGAAAUUUUUAAAAGUUUAAAGUACAAAUUAACGAUGCCACGUUGAUACGAUAUCUUGGAUGCUAUCUUUUAUUAAUUUCUAGGAUAUUAGCGAAGAUUUUAACGCGACUGAAAUGUCUCGAUACAUCGUGUUUCUUUUAUAACGUGAUAUGACGAUGAAAUGAAUUAUGAAAUUAUUAAAUUUACUUGUAAUUUAUUUCUCUUCUCAUGGCGUUUAGAUGGCGUUUUUAAAUUAUUGAUAUCGUAAUAUUUUAAACUUGGGGAAAGAUUUAUUAAAAUUCAAAAUUUUCGAAAAUUAUCUUUCAUUCGAAACAUUUUCUAUUCAACGUCGCAUCGCUAAUCCACGUUAGAUUUUAAUCGGUGCGCAAGUGAACGUAGAUUUGCAAAAUUAUCACAAAGAGAAAAACAGCGAUAAUUAUAAUAAAAAUGAAGAAGAAGAAAAAAAAGAAGAAGAAGAAGACGAAGAAAAAGAAGAAGAAGAAGAAAAAGUAAAACGGGUCAAGAUAUAUGAGUGAUGUGACGAACAAAAAAACGAUUCUAGAUAUAUGUAUGUAUAAUGUGUAUUUACCUGGCGAGAAAGAAUUAUAAAAAAACGAAGAACGUGAAACAGAACAGCUAAGCUCGCGGGCGAGUAUAUUGUAAACGAUGAAUUGUAUAGUUAAUAUGUGUGUAAAACUAUCGUGGAACAAAUUCAAGCACGUUGCAGAGGCGUGUACACUCGAUGUUCGUGCGUUGUUCGACGAUGACGAUCGAUCACAUUGUUUGUCCGCAAUAAACAAAUGGAAAAAGAAAAAAAAAAAAAAACGUAUAUAUUCUGCGCUUGGUCGGUAUGAAUAAAUAUAAUUGAUAGAUUCCAUACCGUAACGAUUCCCUAUUCGUUCAUCUGUUGGAAUUAUCUGUUUGGAAUUAUUAUUAAAAAAAAAAAAGAAUAUUUAAUCUAAAUUAGAAAAAAAUACUGAAUCUAAUAUAUGAAAUACUCGA